ACUUUUCUAAUACUCCCCGAAAGGCCGAAACACUCAAAUUUACACUUUGCCUAAAAAAUCAGUUAAAAACCCAAACUACAAAAUCCUCCAUUUCAGUUCAGAUUUCUGCGGAAAAACCAAUACCCAUCUCGAGAAAAUCUUGCAAAAAAAGAUGGCUUCGGCAAUGAGAAUUGUUUUCGGGCUUCUUACACUUGUCACAUGUGGAAUGAUUCUCGGAGCUUUGAUUCAACUAGCAUUUAUUCAUAGGAUGGAGGACUCACUUGACAGAGAAUCGUCUUUUGGCGGAAAGCAUGCAAGUCUAGCUGGCAACAAACAUCUGUUAGCAAGAGGAAUCUCUCAUUGGGGUUAUGACAAAGAAGCUGUAGCACUACGUAUAGGAUAUGUGAAGCCUGAAAUUAUUAGCUGGAAACCAAGAAUUAUAUUAUUUCACAACUUCUUAAGUGCAGAGGAAUGUGAUUAUCUUAGAUCGGUUGCCAUGCCCCGUCUUCAUGUUUCAACUGUUGUUGAUGCAAAAACUGGAAAGGGAAUUAAGAGUGAUGUCAGAACAAGUUCAGGAAUGUUUUUGAGCCCUGAUGAGAGGAAGUAUCCCAUGAUACAGGCAAUUGAAAAACGAAUUUCUGUAUAUUCUCAAAUACCAGUUGAAAAUGGGGAACUCAUUCAAGUGUUAAGGUAUGAAAAGAAUCAGUUCUAUAGAGCCCAUCACGACUAUUUCUCUGAUUCAUUUAACGUGAAGCGUGGAGGUCAACGAAUAGCAACAAUGCUCAUGUAUUUGAGCGACGGCGUUGAGGGGGGAGAGACAUACUUUCCUAUGGCUGGCACUGGUGAAUGUAGCUGCGGUGGCAAAAUGAUCAAAGGGUUAUGUGUAAAGCCUACUAAAGGAGAUGCUGUUCUCUUUUGGAGCAUGGGGCUUGAUGGACAAUCUGACCCUGAGAGUUUACAUGGAGGAUGUGAAGUACUCUCAGGAGAGAAGUGGUCAGCUACUAAAUGGAUGAGGCAAAGACUUGUAUCCUAAAUUGUUGAUAUAUCUUAAAAUUUUUUUGUUCUAUAGUGUAUCUUGAUAGGGGGAAAAAAAAGUAAGAAAGGGGACUUCAAAUAUCUUUUUGUAAAAUUAGCAACAAACGAACUAGGAAAUACAGUCAUAUAUAGUUUACUCAUUGAAGUAAACUUGAGCCAUCCUGGUAAAUGACUAGCAGAAUAGGGGAGAGAUAGCAAGGGAGAUUGCUUUUACUGCAUGUGAAAGGAAAAGGUUGCCAAUUUUUCCUGUCCUGUCCCUUAUACCAUACAAAGAAAGGAAAAUUGUUGUUGUUGAUUUUCUC
Molecule: messenger RNA, 1316 nt
Organism: Nicotiana attenuata
Lineage: Eukaryota; Viridiplantae; Streptophyta; Magnoliopsida; Solanales; Solanaceae
Product: prolyl 4-hydroxylase 1
Exons: 12
Coding region: 152-1012 (286 amino acids)
Biological process (GO): peptidyl-proline hydroxylation to 4-hydroxy-L-proline
Cellular component (GO): endoplasmic reticulum
Molecular function (GO): procollagen-proline 4-dioxygenase activity; L-ascorbic acid binding; iron ion binding
Source: RefSeq, a predicted model, not a curated record